UAAUUCUAUCUGCGCCAUCUAGUGUCGAAUGUGAGAAACAUUCACCUUGGAACAGCUGUAAACCUAUAGUUAGAAGAUAAGUUAGAGUAAUUCGUUUUCGUAUUAUAAGUUAGUAAUAAGCUAAUGUGUUGAAAUGAGAGCCGCAUUGCUAACUAUAGGCAGUCUGGUAUUGACAAUCACGGUUAUCGGAAAUGCAUACUAUCAAAAAAAUCAGUUCUAUCCAUCAGUUGUUUAUAUCACCAAAUCCAACCCUAGUAUGGCAGUGAUAUAUCUUCAAGCUUUUGUAUUGGUUUUACUGAUGGGAAAACUAAUGAGGAAAGUGUUUUUUGGUCAGUUGAGAGCUGCGGAAAUGGAGCAUCUUAUAGAAAGAUCAUGGUAUGCAGUUACUGAAACAUGUUUAGCUUUUACUGUGUUCCGAGACGAUUUCAGUCCGAAAUUUGUAGCAUUGUUUACUCUGCUACUAUUUUUAAAAUGUUUUCAUUGGUUGGCCGAAGAUCGAGUUGAUUAUAUGGAACGAAGUCCAGUAAUAUCUUGGCUUUUUCAUAUUAGAGUGAUUUGUAAGUACAUUUGUUAUUUUAUUAUUAUUAUUGUGUGAUUUAAAUGUAAUGACUGGUUGAUAUUGAUGUCAAGUUAGAUCAAAGUCAAUGUUAUGUUGGACUGAAGUCAAUUCAAAACUACUACCAUCAACUGUUUUAUGAAGUUUAUGUAUUAUUGGUGUUUGUGAUUAUAACACAUGUAUACUGUGUGAUAUAUUUAAUAUUGCUGUUUUUUGUUAUGAAAAUGUGAUUAACAUUAAUGUUUCUAGAUUUUUAUAUAGUAUAUGUAGUAUGUUAUUUGCAGAGAACUACAGAUAAAAUGAAUAA
Molecule: messenger RNA, 863 nt
Organism: Centruroides sculpturatus (bark scorpion)
Lineage: Eukaryota; Metazoa; Arthropoda; Arachnida; Scorpiones; Buthidae
Product: E3 ubiquitin-protein ligase synoviolin-like
Exons: 4
Coding region: 134-595 (153 amino acids)
Cellular component (GO): cytoplasm
Source: RefSeq, a predicted model, not a curated record